Micropterus salmoides (largemouth bass) is the source of this 2908-nucleotide messenger RNA. It is a transcript of the gene grb2b, whose product is annotated as growth factor receptor-bound protein 2b. Gene Ontology annotation, molecular function: protein binding. Lineage: Eukaryota; Metazoa; Chordata; Actinopteri; Centrarchiformes; Centrarchidae. Bases 332 to 985 code for a protein of 217 amino acids. The record is from RefSeq and is a predicted model, not a curated record. The transcript has 6 exons.
UAUGCUAGCAGCUACGUUCAGGCUCCUAGGACGGGGUGUAAGCGACAUCAGACGAACAUCGUUUGUUGUCUCUUCAGAGGAAACAGGGAGUGGAUAAAUACACGACAGGGGUUUCGUUUGUUACGGUGGCAGCAUCGAAACGGAGUAUCUCGAGUGGUACCUUACUGUAACCUUUAUGUGAGGCCUAAGCCCUAUAGGAGCGGGUCAUAGACGGGAGGAGAGACUCGGGAGAAAAGCAUCUGGCCACAGAAGCCUGGAUAAGACUUUAUUUUUUAUUCAGUCCCUGACACACAGCUACAGCCAAGCAGUUCUCCAGCACGCAACAACAACCAUGGAGGCCAUUGCCAAAUACGAUUUCAAAGCCACUGCUGAUGAUGAGCUUAGUUUCAAGCGUGGAGAAGUCCUUAAGGUAUUAAAUGAAGAGUGUGAUCAGAACUGGUACAAGGCAGAGCUAAAUGGAAAAGACGGCUUCAUCCCCAAGAAUUACAUAGAGAUGAAAGCUCACCCGUGGUUCUUCGGGAAGAUUCCCCGGGCCAAAGCAGAGGAGAUGCUAAACAAACAGAGGCACGACGGGGCCUUCCUCAUCCGAGAGAGCGAGAGUGCGCCAGGAGACUUCUCCCUCUCCGUGAAGUUUGGAAAUGACGUCCAGCACUUCAAGGUUCUUCGUGAUGGGGCUGGAAAGUAUUUCCUAUGGGUGGUGAAGUUUAAUUCCCUCAACGAGCUGGUAGACUACCACCGCUCCACCUCAGUCUCUCGCAAUCAGCAGAUCUUUCUGCGAGACAUAGAGCAGGUCCCCCAGCAUCCCACAUACGUGCAGGCGCUCUUUGACUUCGACCCCCAGGAGGAAGGCGAGCUGGGUUUCCGACGCGGCGACUUCAUCCAAGUCCUGGACAACUCUGACCCCAACUGGUGGAAAGGAGGCUGUCACGGCCAAACGGGCAUGUUCCCUCGCAACUACGUCACGCCUGUCAAUCGGAACAUGUAAACAGUCAGAUCAUGUAAACAGCAGCCACCACAACAGCAACCAUCAACACCACCACCACCACCACCACCAUCAUCAUCGUUGAUCUCAUCAGCCCCCCCAUCCAACCACCAACCACCCCUCCACCCCUCUUCACCAUCCCACGAUAACAGGAGCAGACAGGAAGAGCGCAUACAACCGAAAGAGAGAGAGUGAGUUUAAAACAGGAGUAGUGCUUUCGUAGGCGUCGCUGUGUGGGUGGCAGCGGAGCAAAAUCUGGAAAAAAAACUUUUUCUUGUGCUGAGAAUGUUCACCUCCUUAGUGAACGCCUCGAUGAGGAUUGAACCGUCUUUGAGGGAAAUCUAAACGCAGAGAAACUAAAGAAUAGUGCACCAACCGUGAAGAUAACCAAAUGAUUCUACCGCUCGCACAGCUGCUUCUGUCUUCCCCUUAACUUCUUAACAUUCUGCCUUUCCUCUGUUUUUUGUUUUGUUUUUCUGUGCCGCAUGUUGUUUUAAUCACCUAAAUGAAAUGCCUACCGAUAAAUCCUAACUCUGUUUAAAAAAAUUUUUUAAAUAAUAAUAAAAAAGAAGAAAUGGUUUUAAAAAUGUACAAAAAAGACGAGCUAGAGAGAAAAAAAAAUGCAAUCUACAGUACAGCAAGUUUCCAUGUCUGAGAUCAUUGGCACGUGAGCAUUGUACAUCAGCCAUCGGCUGUAUAAAUAAAUCAACUAUAGAGAGAAUCCAUUUUUUAAGAAUAUAUUAUAUAUUUGUAUGUGUUUUUGUCUGUUUUACCUCUCAUCACAAAUUGUAUUUUUUUCCAUUUGUAAAUUAUGUUCAAUCUUUUGUUAGUCUGGAUAAGACCUAGUAGCUCUAGAAUGUGCUGAAUUGUCAGGCAAUUUUUUUUUGUUUGUUUUGUUUUUCUGAAUCUGUCUGAGGGCUCUCCCGGAUAAUACAGCAUGAUAUUUAAGGGGGCAUGAAUUUGAUUCGAAUAGGUUUGUCUUGCCUAUAAUGCAAAGAAAGUAAAGUUAGCUCUCUGUGAAGAAACAAAUCAGGAAGCUAACGCUGACCAGCAAGUAGAGCCAUGAAUGCUGCAAGAGCUGUUGUAUUACGAAGCCCAGUUGUAAAGGUCAGCCACCUUUUCAAAGCCAAUGUAUUUAUUGCAGCCAUUUUACUUGGGCAGUGAAUGUAGCUGACUGAGUCCAUUGAUAUUAACAUGAGGGAAGCAAGGUCGGAGAUCUGAACUACACAACCAUGCAAGGGAUUUUAAAGACAUGCUGAAAUAGUGAUGUUUUCAUUCAUAAAGAGAACGAUGUAUGGAGGAUUAUGUACAGGCAGUGAACAUGCAUAUUCACAUAAACACUCAUUACAUGCAUGCAUACGCAGACGCUCUCCUCCUUUGUUAUACCUGCACGUAGCAAGGAGGCAGAGUUUGGAUAAUCACAUUGUGUAAUCACCAGUGCAGAUCUGCAGCUGGCACAGAUAACCAGUUCAGAAAACUGAGAGAUUGUCUUUUAUGCUAAAAGAGAGAGAGAUCAGCGUAAAUGAUGUAAGUUGUUUUUUUUGUCCUUUUUUGUUUUUUUUUCCCCAAUGUGGCGUCUGGUCAAGCACUUUUUUUGUCAAACAUUUUGAUUUCUGGCCUGGUCCUGUGCGUGUGUAUUUGUGUGUGUGUUUGUGUUAUUGGUUUCUGUUUUCUUGUUCUCUCUGGAUAGUGCCUUUCUCUCUGGUGUUUCAGUGUCUCCGACCUGCUACUUUGAGCCCCCUCCCUAUAUGGGGCCUGCCAGUCCUGCAGUGAGAAACAGUGUACAUAACUCUACCUGUCCCAUCCAACAAUGAACCCCCACCCUCCACAUCACCCCGCCUCCACCUUUAUCCUCACCAACAUGGAACUCUUCUUAUUUAAGUGUCUCUCGCCUUGUCUUACCUAAUGAUACUGUUUUGUUUUUGC